Dendrobium catenatum is the source of this 1272-nucleotide messenger RNA. RefSeq names its product rop guanine nucleotide exchange factor 7. Gene Ontology annotation, molecular function: guanyl-nucleotide exchange factor activity. The record is from RefSeq and is a predicted model, not a curated record. Bases 49 to 1272 code for a protein of 407 amino acids. The transcript has 5 exons. NCBI's taxonomy places the organism in Eukaryota, Viridiplantae, Streptophyta, Magnoliopsida, Asparagales, Orchidaceae.
UUUGGACAGUUAUGGAGGUUGGAACCAAUACCAUCUGAGAAGAAAUCCAUGUGGAGAAGAGAGAUGGAAUGGCUUCUUUGUAUUAGUGAUCACAUAGUUGAGUUGACACCAUCAUUGCAAACAUUUCCUGAUGGAAGCAAGCUGGAGGUCAUGACUUGCAGGCAACGGUCUGAUCUAUAUAUUAAUCUUCCAGCAUUACGGAAACUCGAUAAUAUGCUACUUGAACUAUUGGAUGGUUUCAGAAACCCGGAAUUCUGGUACGUUGAUCAAGGUAUAUUAGCCUCAGAUACUGAUGGCUCAGCUUCCUUUCGAAAGCUUACUCUUCCUUUUCAAGAAGAGAAAUGGUGGCUACCGGUGCCUCGUGUUCCUCCUGGUGGAAUCCCAGAUACUACCAGAAAGGAAUUGCAAAACAAUCGCGAAUGCACUAACCAAAUCCUGAAAGCUGCAAUGGCUAUCAAUAACAAUGCCUUGGCUGAAAUGGAGAUCCCUGAUUCAUACCUUGAUUCUCUUCCGAAGAAUGGAAGGGCCAGCCUUGGUGAUGUAAUAUACCGUCACAUCACCUCCGAACAAUUCUCUCCUGAUUGCCUCCUGGCUUGCCUUGACCUUUCUUCCGAGCACCAAGCUCUAGAGAUUGCGAACCGUGUCGAAGCAACAACAUAUCUAUGGCGUCGAAGAACUACUGCACGACCUAUGAACUCAACAUGUUCCAAAAAUAAACCAUCUUGGGGUAUGAUAAAAGACAUGAUUGUAGACAUAGACAAAAGAGAGCUUCUCGCAGGUAGAGCUGAGAGCCUUUUGCUGAGUUUGAAGCAAAGGUUCCCUGCUCUCACACAAACAACGCUAGACAUGACCAAAAUUCAAUACAACAAGGAUGUCGGAAAGUCUAUCUUAGAAAGCUAUUCUAGAGUUUUAGAGAGCCUUGCAUUUAACAUCAUUGCACGUAUCGAUGAUCUACUUUAUGCCGAUGAUAUGGCUAAGUAUUCUGAUCAGUUCUCAUCUGCUCCUGCAGCCAACAUUGCUUCUCAUAACAGAGUCCCAUUUUCUUGCUCAGGAACUCAAUAUGCAACUCCAAGUUUCUCUCCUUCUCUACUUGUUAGCCCUGCAAGAGAGGAAAGGUCACCCUUCAACCGCAAGGCUGUUAACCUUGGAGUCGGUGUGAAGAAAGUUUUGAUAGACUACCUUGGCCUGGAAGUUAAGGCCAAAAACAGCAGGAACUUGCUCGAUGUGUCGCGGCCAAUCCUAAGCAUGAACCAGAAAACCCAUAAGAAUUAG